AUGGAGAGCAGCUGUGAGAGGCCAGGAACGCUCGCUGGUGAAGGUACAGCCGCAGUAGCAGACCCAGCAACAGACCCAGGGUUGGAGGGGUCAAAGAGAGGAAUUGAAGCUUGGUACCAUGAAGAGAGCCUGUUUCAUUGGCCCCACUAUGGAUCUCCACUGGCUGGGGAGAGUCUGUCUGUACAGGUGGUCAACUGCAGCCGUGUGUUCAGCCCCAGGCCCCUUGGGACCCUGGUGAUCUCCCUGCAGCAGUUGCAGAGUGCUGGGCACUUGGUGCUGAGGGAAGCCCUAGUGGACGAGAAACUCCGGGUGUCCCCAAUCCAGGUGGAGCUUGACUUAAAGUAUCAGCCCCCUGAGGGAGCUGCUGGAACCUGGGCAGAGGAGGACUUUGGGACACCCAUUCGAGACAGCUCAGAACUGAUCAUCCCCAAUGUGGGCUUCCAGGAGUUGGAGCCCGGGGAGGCCUGGCUGGAGCGUCAGGCAGUGGCUCUGGCCCGGAAGCUAGCUCAAAGCCUAGGAACACAGGAUGACGGAGAGAAUGAGCUGGAGCUGGAGCUGGAGGGGGAGGACGAGCCUGACGUGGAGAUUUCUGGAGUGGUGUUCAGCCCCCUCAAAAGCCGCACCCCGGGCCUGCCCCGUGGGGAUCCCUUCCAGGUGUGCAGAGCCCAGGACUUCCAGGUCGGGGUCACUGUACUUGAGGCCCAGAAACUGGUGGGAGUCAAUAUUAACCCCUACGUGGCUGUGCGCGUGGGGGAUCAGCGCCGCGUGACCAUAACACAGCGUGGAACCAAUUGCCCCUUCUACAACGAGUACUUCUUGUUCGAAUUUCACAAGACUCGGCUACACCUACAAGACUUGCUGCUGGAGAUCACUGCUUUCCACUCGCAGACUCUCCCGUUUAUGGCCACCAGGAUAGGCACCUUCAGGAUGGAUCUGGGCGUGGCCUUGGACCAGCCAGAUGGGCACUUCCAUCAAAAGUGGGCUCCUCUGCAUGAUCCCCGUGACCGCUCGGGGACCAAGGGCUUCGUCAAGAUCACCUUGUCUGUGAGGGCACGUGGGGACCCUCCCCUCCCACUGCCACCCCCAUGCCCGGGGACCAGUUCAGAUAUUGAGAAGAAUCUACACCUGCCCCGUAGAGUGCAGGCUGAGAGGCCAUGGGCUCGCCUGCGGGUACGCGUGUACCGUGCAGAGGGUCUUCCCACAGUGCGCACGGGGCUGCUAGGCAGUCUGGCCCGUGCCCUGCAUGACCAGCACGUCCUCCUGGACCCCUAUGUGCGGGUGAGCUUCCUGGGACAGCAGGGUGAGACUUCGGUGCGUGGAGAAGAGGCGGCGCCCAAGUGGAACGAGCAGUUGAGCUUUAUGGAACUCUUCCCGCCACUAACGCGCGGCCUUCGGCUGCGUGACGACGCGCCGCUCGUGGAUGUGGCCCUCGCCACGCACGUGCUGGACCUGAGGCAGAUCUCGAACUCUGGCCGCGCGGCGGAGUUUAAGCCCACUUUCGGUCCAGCCUGGGUGCCCCUCUAUGGCUCGCUCCCCAGUGGCAGGCUCUGGGAUGGUCUUCAAAGUCUCAAAGAAGGCACUGGGGAAGGCAUUUGGUUCCGGGGCCGACUUCUGGUAGCUGUGUCCAUGGAGGUGUUGGAAGGCAGAGUUGAACCUAAGUCCCCCCAGACCACACAGGGGUCCAGAUUAUCCCGACUCGCUGGAAAGAAGAAAAAAAAGAAAACCAAGCAGGAUGAGACACCGGCUGCCGUUCUGCAGCCUGUGGAUGCCGGCGCCCGUGGGGAUGCCCCUGAGAUUCCCAGUGCAAUGGAGGUGGAGGUGGAGGAGUUGCUGCCUCUGCCAGAGCAUGCCCUGGCGUCCUGUGAAGACUUCCUGCUUUUUGCAGUGGUCUUUGAGGCCACCAUGAUUGAUCCUUCGCUGGCCAAGCAGCCCAUCAGCUUGGAGAUUUCCAUUGGUCAUGCAGGACGCAGAGAGGAACAAUUGGGCCAAAGGACAAGGACUGUCGAAACUCAAGAUAGCAAACUGGAAGCUCAACCUCUCCUGGGAUCUGAGGACAGAGGGUCAGGACAGGAGGAGGAAGAGUUGCUGGGGACACCUGCUCAGUGGCCUGAGCCUGUGGAUGGCAAUGGCCCAUACCUAUGCUUGCCUCUGCAUCACCGAAAGCCUUGUCUGCCUGUAUGGAGCCGCUGGGAGGAUUACACUUGGCGCCUGCAUUGCAGCAACAGUGUGUGCAAAGUAGCAGAGAGGCUGGACCAGGGCCUGCAGGAGGUUGAGAAGAUGCAGCGCAGGUCCAGGCUGGGUGCCUGCACACGACUCAAGCAGACUCUGGAAGAGCUGGUGGCUGGGAGCAGACAGUUUUGCCUCGGUGCUGAGCGCAGGACGAUGACUCGACCCAACGCCCUGGAUCGAUGCCGAGGGAAACUACUGUCGCACAGCCUGAAUCUGAUGGCAAAGCAGGGACUGCAGCUUUUACGGGGCCGGAGGCAGAGCAACAUGCAAAGGAAGUUGACCCUGGCCAAGAAGCUCCUGGCAAAACUGCAUUUCCUGACUCAGGAGCCACAGCCACCCCUCCCUGAUGUGCUGGUCUGGAUGUUCAGCGGCCAGCGCCGUGUGGCCUAUGCCCGCCUCCCUGCCCAGGAUGUGCUGUUCUCCAAGGUUGAGGAGGAGCGAGGCCGGGACUGUGGGAAGAUCCAGAGCCUUCUACUCACAGCACCUGGGGCCGCCCCUGGUGAGGUCUUUGCCAAGCUGGAGCUCUUUCUGUGGCUGGGACUGGCCAAGCAAGCCAAGGCCUGCACCUCUGAGCUGCCCCCAGAUCUUCUGCCUGAACCCUCAGCUGGGCUGCCGCACAGCCUCUACCGGGACGACUUUAGCUACUUCCAGCUGCGGGCUCACCUGUACCAGGCCCGGGGUGUGCUGGCAGCAGAUGACAGUGGCCUCUCGGACCCCUUUGCACGUGUCCUCAUCUCUACCCAGUGCCAGACCACACGGGUCUUGGAGCAGACACUGAGCCCCCUGUGGGACGAACUCUUGGUGUUUGACCAGCUGAUUGUGGAUGGCAGGCGGGAACUCUUGCAGGAGGAGCCUCCACUAGUGGUCAUCAACGUCUUUGACCACAAUAAGUUUGGCCCUUCUGUGUUCCUGGGCAGGGCACUUGCAGCCCCAAGGGUAAAGCUGAUAGAGGACCCAUAUCAGCGCCCGGAGCUACAGUUCUUCCCGCUGAGGAAGGGAUCACAGACUGCUGGAGAAGUCAUCGCUACCUUUGAACUCAUUGAACUGGACUACAGUGGCCGCUUCGAGCCCUCAGUGCCUAGCGAUGUGGAGCCCCAGGAUCUGUCAUCUCUAGUUCAGCCCAUCUCGGGACACCUGGCCCUGCCUCCACACGUGCGCCCUGUGCUCAGGGAGUUCCGUAUUGAGGUGCUGUUCUGGGGUCUGCGAGGCCUGGGUCGUGUGCACCUGUUUGAGGUGGAAAGGCCCCAGGUUGUUCUAGAAGUGGCCGGGAGACGCCUGGAGUCUGAAGUUCUGGCCAGCUACCGCGAGAACCCUAACUUCACAGAACUUGUCCAGCAUGUGACAGUGGACUUGCCAGAACAGUCAUACCUGCAGCCCCCACUCAGCAUCGUGGUGAUUGAGCGCCGGGCCUUUGGCCGGACUGUCCUUGUGGGUUCCCAUAUUGUCUCCAACAUGCUGCAGUUCACACUCCAGGGUCGUGAGGAUCCCCCUGAGGAGGAGGAACCAGAGGAGGACACAAGAGACCUGGUGCCAAAGGGCCCUCAAGGAGAGCAGUCUCGAGACCCCUUCGGGGCUGAAGCAGGACUAUCCAGCCGGAUUCUGAAGGCUCCUCUGAAGAAGCUCACCUUAGGGCUCCUGGGUCAAGGCCCCGAGCUGGAGGAGGACAUCCCAGAUCCAGAAGAGAUGGACUGGUGGUCCAAGUACUACGCCUUGCUGCAGGAGCUCCACGGGCAGUCCAACUUCGAUGAGGAUGAGAUGGAGGACGCUGGGGACCCAGACAGCACCCACCUCAUUUCUGCGGACAGGGAGGCCCAGGAGCAGGGGAGAACUGAUACCAAAGUUUCUGGACCUCGGAAAAAAGCAAUUGCCACCUUGAAGAUCUAAAACAACUCCUUGGAGGAGGAGUUUAACCACUUCGAAGACUGGCUGAAUGUGUUCCCCCUGUACAAAGGGCAAGGCGGCCAGGCUGGAGAUGGAGAGGAAGGAUCUGGACACUUUGUGGGCAAGUUCAAGGGCUCCUUCCUCAUUUACCCUGAGUCAGAGGCGCCUCAGAUCUCCAGGGGGAUCCCCCAGAACCGGCCCAUCAAGCUUCUGGUUAGAGUGUAUGUCGUGAAGGCUACCAACCUGACUCCCGCGGACCCCAAAGGCAAGGCAGACCCCUAUGUGGUGGUGAGCGCUGGCAAGGAACAGCGGGACACUAAGGAACGCUACAUCCCCAAGCAACUCCACCCCAUCUUUGGAGAGGUGCUGGAGUUGAAUGUCUCCCUUCCAGCAGAGCCAGAGCUGACUGUGGCCAUAUUCGAUCAUGACCUCAUGGGCUCUGAUGACCUCAUUGGGGAGACCCACAUUGACCUGGAAAAUAGAUUCUAUAGCCACCACAGAGCCAACUGUGGGCUGGCCUCCCAGUAUAAUGUGGAUGGGUACAAUGCCUGGCACGAUGCCUUCCGGCCUUCACAGAUUCUGGCGGGGUUGUGCCAGCGCUGUGGCCUCCCUGCCCCAGAAUACCGAGCUGGGGCUGUCAAGGUGGACAACAGAGUUUUCCUGACACCGUCCGAGGCCCUGCCUUCAGACGGCAGAGAUCCCAAGGUGAGAAAUGAGGCUUCUGAAGAGGCUCAAGCAUUGCUCGUGCUGCGGCUGCGGCGUUGGCAGGAGAUGCCAGGACUCGGGAUCCAGCUGGUACCUGAACAUGUGGAAACACGGCCCCUGUACCAUCCCCGCAGCCCAGGGCUGCUGCAGGGAUCCCUUCAUAUGUGGAUUGACAUCUUCCCCAGUGACGUGCCUGCCCCACCCCCAGUGGACAUCAAGCCUCUGCAGCCAAUCAGUUAUGAGCUCAGAGUUGUCAUCUGGAACACGGAAGAUGUGGUUCUGGGUGACGUGAACCCGCUCACAGGAGAGAUGUCGAGCGACAUCUAUGUGAAAAGCUGGAUAAAGAGGCUGGAGCAUGACAAACAGGAGACAGACGUCCACUUCAACUCCCUGACUGGAGAGGGCAACUUCAAUUGGCGCUUCGUGUUUCGCUUUGACUACCUGCCUACGGAGCGGGAGGUGAGCGUCCGGCGCAAGCCCGGACCCUUCGCCCUGGAGGAGGCUGAGUUCCGGCAGCCAGCUGUGCUGGUGAUGCAGGUUUGGGACUACGACCGCAUCUCCGCCAACGACUUCCUUGGAGCCCUGGAGUUGCAGCUACCAGACAUGGUGAGGGGGGCCCGGGACCCUGAGCACUGUUCUGUUCGACUAGCCCUUGGUGGGGCUGGGCCGAGGUGCAAUCUGUUUCACUGUCGUCGAUUGCGGGGCUGGUGGCCGGUGGUGAAGAUGAAGGAAGUGGAAGAUGUGGAGCGAGAGGCCCGAGAAGCUCAGGGUCGUAAGAAACGGAAGAGGAGGAGGAAGGGACGGCCAGAGGACCUGGAGUUAGACACCGGUGGCAACGGCUACAUCCUCACGGGGAAGGUUGAGGCGGAAUUUGAACUGCUGACUGUGGAGGAGGCAGAGAACCGGCCAGUUGGGAAGGGAAGAAAAGAGCCCGAGCCGCUGGAGAAGCCCAACCGCCCCAAAACCUCCUUCAACUGGUUCGUGAACCCCCUGAAGACUUUUGUCUUCUUCAUCUGGCGCCGGCACUGGCGCAUCCUGGUGCUGCUGCUGCUGCUGGCGCUCAUCACUGUCUUUCUCCUCCUCGUCUUCUACACCAUCCCUGGACAGAUCAGUGAGGUCAUCUUCCAACACUAGUCCGAGGGACCAGGGACACCCUGCUCAGGAAGUCCUUUCUUCCAACAUGAGCUCUAGGGUCCAGUACUUGAGUUUAAUAAACCUCACU
Molecule: messenger RNA, 6037 nt
Organism: Alexandromys fortis (reed vole)
Lineage: Eukaryota; Metazoa; Chordata; Mammalia; Rodentia; Cricetidae
Product: fer-1-like protein 4
Biological process (GO): plasma membrane organization
Cellular component (GO): membrane
Source: RefSeq, a predicted model, not a curated record